Messenger RNA from Teleopsis dalmanni, 884 nucleotides. RefSeq names its product general odorant-binding protein 99a (gene Obp83g). The record is from RefSeq and is a predicted model, not a curated record. The transcript has 2 exons. Gene Ontology annotation, molecular function: odorant binding. The coding region runs from base 318 to 746 and encodes 142 amino acids. Gene Ontology annotation, biological process: sensory perception of smell. Lineage: Eukaryota; Metazoa; Arthropoda; Insecta; Diptera; Diopsidae.
AAAUAAUGAGGUGUUAAGCUGAAAACAAGACUCUAUAGAGGAAAUAUGAAACCAGUUCUUUUAAGUUCAGUGAGGCUUAAUUCAGCUGAAAGAGCAUACUUAAUCUAGUUUUAUUGUCAACUCCCUAACAAUUCAAGUCUUCGAAAACGGAGAUAUGUGUGCGCUAUUCUUCGAGUGUGAACUUUCGAGAAACUUGCAACGAGUUUGCAAAUGUAGUAAAAUUAACAUACAAAGUCGUUAAAGACUUUAGUACGGAUUUAGUCUUUAGUGUAUCUUUGACGACCAACAACGGUAACACCGCAAACGUAAAUACUGAAAUGAAAUUCACAUUGAUUUUGCUUUUUGUCGUUGCAGCUGUGGCCAAUGCAAAGUUUGAGGUGCGGAAUAAGGAAGAUGCAUUGAAAGCACAUGAAGAAUGUCUUGAAGACAAUACAGUCCCUGAUGAGAUCUAUGAAAAAUUUUUGAAUUAUGAAUUUCCCGAACAUAAGCGCACCAAUUGCUACAUAAAAUGCUUUGUCGAAAAAAUGGGUUUGUUUACUGAGCUCAAAGGCUUUGAUGAGAACGCAAUCAUAACACAAUUCACAUAUAAAAACUUUAAGAAUCUAGAAUCAGUACGUCAUGGACUCGAGAAGUGUAUUGAUCAUAAUGAAUGGGAAUCAGAUACCUGCACUUGGGCAAACCGUGUAUUCUCGUGUUGGUUGAAAAUAAAUCGUCAUGUUGUGCGUAAAAUCUAUGGUGAUGCUUAAAUUUUUAAGUUAAAAUAUAUAAACAAAAAAAAAAAAAUUAAUUAUAUAGUGGUAGACAUAUGUGCUAAUAAUAAAAACACUCUAUCAACUGAAUGUGAUAUUUUCUAAUUCAAUUAAAAUAAACUUGAAUGCAUAGAG